Messenger RNA from Osmia lignaria (orchard mason bee), 3021 nucleotides. It is a transcript of the gene alka, whose product is annotated as glycine receptor subunit alpha alkaliphile. The record is from RefSeq and is a predicted model, not a curated record. Gene Ontology annotation, cellular component: membrane. Gene Ontology annotation, biological process: monoatomic ion transmembrane transport. NCBI's taxonomy places the organism in Eukaryota, Metazoa, Arthropoda, Insecta, Hymenoptera, Megachilidae. Gene Ontology annotation, molecular function: transmembrane signaling receptor activity; extracellular ligand-gated monoatomic ion channel activity.
CACCGUCAGCUUUAAAAUGUCACGCAACUCAUCUCAGGAACAUUGACACUCCGUUUACGUCAAGGACCUCUGUGGAACCACGAGUUCUCGCAUCAUCGACGAGGAUUUCACUAAAACUCUCGAUCAAUCGUCCCGAAUAGAAAAGACUUUCUCAAUAUCAACGUUGCUUACUUUUCCCAUCAUCCAUUAUGGAAUCUUAUGCUACCCUCCACUAAACACUUUUCCUUAUUGGCGAAUUGACAUCCGGUUACUGUAGAAAACUACAUCCGUGCAAAAAUCACUGUGUAAUUACUGACAGUAAUCUGGCAAAUUACGUAGAAAUUUGUUGGAAAGAAAAUGGAAUAUUGUUUGAAGUUGAAAUCAAGAUUGAAGUUGAAGUUAAAGCGAAAUUGAAGUAAAACAGAACUGAAGUCCAAGCGAAGUAGAAGUCAAAUUGAAGUCAAAUUGAAACGAAGGUGAAGUUAAGAAGUUCCACAAGUUCCUACCAUGUCAGUCAAUAUAUUAUGCAUGUGGUGGAAGAAUGGAGGUAAAAGUGUACAAAGGAGGAGGAUUCAUCGAGGUCAUCGAUCGAGGUCAAGUUCCAGACUAGUGUGACGUCUAAUCCUGGUGCAUGUGGCUGAUGCUGGUACCGUUGUCCACUCAUAAAGGUCAAAUCCUGGAGGGGAGUAGAUGAAGAAGAAGAAGAAGAAGAAGAAGAGUCUGUAGUGCGUACACGAGAUCGGAAUCUCGGUCUCUGUUAAGUCUGAUGGUUGUUUAGGGACGCCUCUUUUAACUGAAGACGAACAGGUCUCACUCUCUCUCUGGUCUUUUUCUUCCUCCUUUCGAUAUUCGGUUACUGUUAUACGGCUUAGGGCUACGAGGCCUCGAGUGUUCAAAAGCAGUGGAAUCUCUCUUUGUAAUAAAUGUUUAUCAUGGAAAACGUUUCUUUCUGAUAGGCUCGUUUUCUUAUUGUUAUUUAAAGGCAACCAGGACCGGUCCUGGGCAUAGACAGACUAGGCGGUCGCCUAGGACCCCCAUUCAUUCCACCGAUCAAUCAGUUAAAUUUCUGUCAUCAGAAAUAAACGUUUCCAUGAUCGAAGGUAAAUCACUGAUUAAAUCAAUACAUCAAAUUACAUUAUAAUCAGUAAAUCAAGCUGGUAAUUUUUCUUAUCGUUCGAAUUAACGAAAACAAUGAAAUCUGAUCGUUGCAUCGACUUUGAUUGAGUUUAUCGUUUCAAGUGAAACUCGAAUUACACUUUGAUUAGUGUUCGAGAAAGAAAGAUACAGAGAUGGAAGUUUGUACAAGUUUAUCCGACCACAGAAAAACGUUGCGCAACUCUAGAAAAGUAAUAACAAGCAGGCUAGAGGUAUUCGACGAUAUUUGCAAUUGAAGUAGAUUGCGUGUAACUGCUAUGUAAUAGAUUAAUUGGUAGGAAUAGUUCGUUGCCGAUCGGUUAGGUUGGUCAAAACGCAUUGGCAGUUGUCGAAAUCUUAGGAUGAAGAACACGCUUCUGACAAUACUUUUUUACUCGUCCCUCAAGUUUUUCACAGAAGUUCGUUCCAUCGCGAGCUCUUCUUUGGUCGACAUGAAAAACUCCACUCUAAAAUCGAGAAUCGUUCUACCAGAGCACUAUGUGAAAGAGAUCAGGCCACCGGCGAAACGAGGUACGCCAGUGACAGUGGACUUCAAUAUCUUCGUGGCUGAUAUCAAUUCCAUAAACGUGGAGGAUAUGGAUUUUCGAGUGGAUAUGUUCGUUCGUCAGAGUUGGAUCGAGUCUCGACUCGAGAUGCCGGAAGAUAUCUUCGAAGAGGGUGAUGAUUACGUGACUUUACCUCCAGAGUUUUUUGACAACCUCUGGCAGCCAGACCCUUACUUCUUGAAUGCAAAAGUUUCUGAAAUUGCCGCGUUGAAUCACAAGUUCUCCUCGGUUACAUUAUACAGAAACAAAACUGUGAAGUAUUCGGCUCGAAUGCACGCCAUCAUUGCUUGCCAAAUGGAAUUUCAACUCUAUCCAAUGGACAUUCAAACUUGUCCUAUCUACAUAGAAAGUUUUUCCUAUCACAAACAGAAGGUACGCUUGAGAUGGGGAGCGGGUGAUGUGACGGUGAACCCAGAAAUGAAGUUGUUGCAAUACGAUAUUGGGAAGCCCAGGGUUGCCGAAGAAACUAUUGAUUAUAUGAUGGAGAAAAGUGGGAACUUCUCAAGAUUAGUGGUUUAUUUCCGCUUCGAGAGACAAAUUGGUCAUCAUCUGAUACAGACAUUCGCUCCAUCAACCCUGGUGGUGAUGCUGUCUUGGUUCAGCUUUUGGUUGGGUCUCGAUGCAAUUCCUGGACGAGUAGCUCUAUUGGUGACCAGCAUGCUCACCCUAGUCACCAUGUUCACUGGUCUGAAAAGUGACAUUCCUCCAGUUGCUUAUGUAAAAGCACUGGACGUCUGGAUGGCUGGUUGUAUGAUGUUUGUAUUCGCUGCUCUUGGUGAAUUUGUUGUGGUCAAGGUGCUUGAUUUGCGCAAUCAGUUGGAAUACGAUCUUCAAACAUCUCUAUUAUCCCGGCAUUACUCAACACGAAUAAUUGCUAUGGAAAAAGGCCAAAGCAUUUGGGACUAUGAUACAACGUAUACGCCAAAAACAAAGAAUAACAGAGCUGGUAGCAAGCAUCUUUUACAAAAUGCAUGGAUAGAUCACGAGUAUCCGAUAAUACGUAUGUAUAAAACGCGAUCACAAAAGAUUGACACUUACAGUAGAAUAGGUUUCCCUAUAUUAUUUAUGCUAUUUAUCGUUUUAUAUUGGCCAAUACUAUUGCUUAAGAAAGCAGCUUAAGCCUUCUGAUGCAUAAUAAAAAUGUAUAAAUUAUUAGCAAAGUUCACCGAUCGAAUUAUUGUACUUCACUGCAUCGAAGUACGCUAUAAAAUGUUUUAAGAACGUUUCAUGAAAUAUAGUACAAUGUAUAGAAGUAUCAUAUGCUUUAAAAAUUAGUUUGAGAAGUGACUAUUUAAAGAAAAAACGAUACUAUAAGGAAAAUAAAACAAAUGUUCGUAAAAAA